This is a messenger RNA of Cercospora beticola, 2394 nucleotides long. RefSeq names its product rDNA-binding RNA polymerase I transcriptional factor (gene RRN3). Gene Ontology annotation, biological process: transcription initiation at RNA polymerase I promoter. The record is from RefSeq and is a predicted model, not a curated record. Gene Ontology annotation, cellular component: nucleus. Gene Ontology annotation, molecular function: RNA polymerase I core binding; RNA polymerase I general transcription initiation factor activity. NCBI's taxonomy places the organism in Eukaryota, Fungi, Ascomycota, Dothideomycetes, Mycosphaerellales, Mycosphaerellaceae.
AUGGCACAGACUUCCUCACACGACACCGCGAUUUUCUUUAGGUCUCCGCUCUCCGCCUUUGCCUUCACCUUCACCGCCGACGGCCGAUCUCGAUCCUCCACCGCCGCUACCCUCCAUGCCCACCGGAGACGCUUCAACAUGGUCUCUCUUGCGGCUCCCGCCGGCGCUAUGCCGCCGCCACCUACUCCGCUCGCCAAGCGCCCUACGAUGGGUCUGAAACGCGACUCUUCUUACCUGGACACAGACGACGAGGCUGGCCUCUCACAAACAACGAAACGGCUCAAAGUCGAAUUCAGCGACGAUGUGGAGGUGAGGAUCAUUGGCGCAGACACGGAGAAGACCUUCGCAUGGGUCAAGGAGAAAGUGCGCGCAGCAAUUCAUGGCCACCUCGCACCUGGUGACGCCCAAGACGAUGCCGAAUAUGCGAAACUACUGGAACUGCUGGGGGAAGAUGCGUACUCGGAUGAUGCCCCGACUUCUAAUCUCCUCAAGAAGUACGUUCUGGCCAUUGGCUCGCAUGUGACAGUCCUCGGGCAAUGCAGCAAGCUGGUCCUCGCUGUGCUUGACCUCUCGUGGCUCGGACGAGACGAGGAAUUCGUGCGCAUCUACGAAGAGUUCCUGCGCGUGCUCGCUACUACACAUGGCAAAUUCACGUUUCCCUUGAUGGAGAGACUUGUUGCGAACUUCGAAAGGCUGCCAGCUUCGAUGGGCAGACUGCCAGGAGACGAUAUCAUUCACCGAGCGACAAUGUUUGACCGACUGCAUAGUGUCAUCGAGACUAUCAUAUCGCACGUCCCUCCAGCCAGUAGUGCACUACUGCGCACGCUACGACAUCAGUUCCCCAACGACCUCUCUACUGCGAAAGGCUACCUCCAAUACCAACGACAUAUGCUCCGAUUGGCCGAGGCGACACCGGAGAUCAAAAGCGAGAUCAUGUCCUUGAUUAUACAGCGCUUGGUCGAUAUAGAUGUUCAGAUCCAGCAAGAUCUCGAGGAUUUGGAGGACGAAGCGGAGGAGAGCUUACUCCAGCGCGACCCAAGACUGCCGGGCGGGGAGCAAGAGGAUGAUGAGGACAGCGACGACGAAUCCGUGUCUGAAUCGGAAAUGACCACAACCGACGAGGAGAUGAGGUUGAAAGAGCUUCGGUUGAAAGUCGCAAAGAUGGAUGGCACUCAGGAUCUGCUGUUUGAGCACUACCAAUCGGCCUUCACGCCCAAUUCUAGCCCGCGGACCAAUGAGGCAUACCAGGAGCUACUGUCGCAUUUCAACAACUUCAUCAUGCCACAUCGAUCGAGACACGCGCAGUUCCUUUUGUUUCACUUCUCGCAGUACUCGUCAGCAUACUCGGAAGACUUCAUCGACCGGUUCAUCAGGCGCACUACCGCUCGAGAUGUCGCAGCCCCGCUGCGCUUGCAGGCAUGUGCUUAUGUGGCAAGCUUCACCGCGCGUGCUUCGAAUUUACCAACGCAUUUGGUUCAGAGAGUCGUGAGCGAGCUUGGCUACGUUAUGGACGAACUGCGAUACAUCUACGAACCGCAUAGUCAAGGUCCGGACAGAAAGAUGUAUGGCAUGUAUUAUGCUAUCGCUCAAGCAUUGCUUUACAUCUUCUGCUUCCGCUGGCGUGACUUGAUUGAUCGCACCAAGCUGGGAGACAUGACCGAGGAGGAUAUGAUUGCCGAACAGCGAGAUCUGCCGUGGAUACCUGGUGUCAAGGAGACUUUCAACCGCAACAUCACAUCAAUCCUCAACCCACUGAAGGUCUGCUCGCCAGCAAUCGUGAGCGAAUUCGCUAAGAUCGCAUGGCAUUUGCGAUUCCUGUACGUCUUCUCUUUGAUUGAGCGUAAUAAGCGCAUUCGACUGGGUCAAGCACCUCAACUUUACAGUCUUACUGGAGGCAUCGAAAUUGGCCGAAGAGAAACUGCUUGGGAUCGCAAGACUGGCGAUUCGCAUCAUCAACUUGAAGCGUACUUUCCAUUCGACCCAUACCACCUUCCCCAAAGUAAGAGAUGGAUAGAAGGGGAGUUCAACGAAUGGGAGCUUCCGCAAGGACUGAAGAAUGACGAAGAAGACGAGGACGAAGCCAGCGAUGAAGAGGAAGAUCAGGCAGCUGAGGAGUAUGAAAGUGACGACGAUUCAAUACCGGAAGAGAAUUUUGCGGUGCCCCCGCUUUCCUCGCCAGGAGUUACAUUGAUUAGCGGAUAAAUUACGGACGACAGGACGAAAAAGUGCAGCGUUUUAGCGAUGGAGUUUUGGUCCUGGACAUAUUUGCAUAGCGUGGGGUUCAGGGAUGACUGGACGCUUUGAUGACAGCAGCGUCUUGACUUGAGCAUCAGCGUAGCACUUUGAGAUAUAGCGAAAUGAAAGACUCUGGCAUACAUGGCGACAUGGGCUCAU